GUAUUACCGAAACACCGAAAGGAUUGGAUGCCAUUACAAGAAGAAGAAGAAGUCCCGUACGGAAACAAAGGAGUGCUCUUUCCAGUAUAGUUAUAUGUAUUUCAAUGCUACUGAUCAAACAGAAAAUUAUAAUUUUACUUAUUAAAACUUUUUAACUGAUUAUAUUUAACUAUUAUAUGAACAUAUUACUGCAAUUAUUACUUGAAUUUGAUUGAACUUUCAACAUGAUAAACCCGGAAGAUAUCAGUGAGAAAGAAUUAGAAGCGCUGAGAGGCGAUGCUGUAGGUGACAGCCUUUGCAGCAACAAAUGGAUAUUAAAUACUCUCAUGUCGUUAUGUGAGCUACAUAAAGAUGGCUGGACACAAGAACUGGAGGAUCGGCUUUGUAUAUUAUGGGAUUUAAGUGUGGACAAAGAAAUCACGUCACAUCUCGUGUCAUGUAAUUUUCUGGAAAUAACAAAGAAUAUACUAGAAAUUCAUGAUCAUUCACGAUUGAUUGAAAUAAUAUUAGGUAUCAUUGGCAAUGUAUGCUGCAACGAUGAUAAAAUGAUUGAUACAAUAGGUGAUGACAAAGACUUGGUAACACUAAUACUGAAUCGCUUGACCUCCGAUGACACAAGAAUAUUAAUUCAACUUCUCAGAAUUUUACAGUCUAUUUUGUAUAGACUUGAGAAAAAUGCGGCAUCAAAGUGGAUAGCUUAUUUGAUUGAGUUUGAAAUUUUUGGAGAUGCUAUCACCUUCAUAUUAAAGAGUUCAACCAACAAUGAAUUAUUAACAAUAGCAGUGAAGUUGCUCAGAUCUAUAUGCGAGAUAAACGUGGAGGAAAAGAAUUUCCUGGAGCAACUGUUCAACGUGGAUGCUCUGAUCCUAGCACUUUUAGAAUCCUUUAUGCAAUUCAUAUCAAUAGAAAUAGAUAGUUAUUCUACGACAGAGUUGACGUUUAUCAAACAUUGGUUGGGAGUGUUAAAUGCUACAAUUAUGUUAGACUCGUUCAAAUUUGAAGACUACGAGGACAAUGGGAUCGUUGCAAAAGUAAUGGAUAUUAUAUAUAGGAUAUUAAGACCGUAUGAACACUCGUACAAUCUAUUUCCAAUUCGGCAACUAGAUAUAGGUGUGAUUCAAGAAAGCUCGUGUAUACUUUUAAACUUCCAUUGUGGCUGUAAAAACUUUUCACCGAAAGUAGAUCAUCUCUUAGUAACUAUAAUGUUCUCCGUUAAGACAGGUAAUGAAAUUUUGCAAAUUGCAUGUGCAAUAAUCAGCUUUUCGUCUAUCCACGUACUUUUAUGUACAGGGAUUCAACGCUAUACACAUUCAGAUGAAAAAGAGGUAGAUUCGGACGAAAUAUUGGACAAGCUUUUGAACGACUUAAAUCAAUAUUGGAUACAAUCUAUUGGAUUUUCAACUGACGAACAAGUCGUAGAUGUAUUACGUUUGUGUGAGCCUGAACUUUGCAGAUAUUUGAUAAAUAUUGUACAAUCUGAUGCCACAACACCUGAAAUAUCUGAAAAAGUAAAGAGAGCAGUCGUUGCUUUUGAGAAAUCUUAAAAAUUACUUGUAUGUAUAUUUUAAUAUUAUUAUAUGUAUAAAUACAUAUACAUAUGUAUAAAUGAAGUUGACGUAUUUUUAAUAAAUCGCAUUUCCAUCUGUGAUUCACUACUGAGGAGCAAUAAAAAUGUUUGUGCAGUUUUAAAGAGAUUGAUGACGGGCGAAGAGAAGUAUGGUUCAUUUACAAUAACGUAGUGCGAAAAAGGUUGUGGGACAAGCAAAAUGAACCAUUAUUAAUUAUUAUAUAUCACAGGUCUAUCUGCAUACAAAAAAGGUGUCAUGUCGUUAAAUUAAAAAGAUAGUUAUUUAAUUUAGUCUGAUGUUAUAACUCGAA
This is a messenger RNA of Ooceraea biroi (clonal raider ant), 1878 nucleotides long. RefSeq lists its product as uncharacterized. The record is from RefSeq and is a predicted model, not a curated record. Gene Ontology annotation, cellular component: nucleoplasm. Lineage: Eukaryota; Metazoa; Arthropoda; Insecta; Hymenoptera; Formicidae.